This is a messenger RNA of Clupea harengus (Atlantic herring), 479 nucleotides long. It is a transcript of the gene rps21, whose product is annotated as ribosomal protein S21. The record is from RefSeq and is a predicted model, not a curated record. Gene Ontology annotation, molecular function: structural constituent of ribosome. NCBI's taxonomy places the organism in Eukaryota, Metazoa, Chordata, Actinopteri, Clupeiformes, Clupeidae. Gene Ontology annotation, biological process: translation. Gene Ontology annotation, cellular component: ribosome.
UUCCGACUCAGCCAUAUUUUAAAGUGGUAAGUGAGUACGAUUCUCCUCUAGUCAAAUCGUUAAAAUACAUAAUUUAAAGUUUACGGAUAUUCCAAUUUGGGUCGAUACAUUUCUUUUAACGAUAUUGAAUAUCGGAGUUUGUCAACUCGACGUUGUACUGUUGCAAUCAACAUGCAGAACGACGCUGGUGAAUUCGUGGACCUCUACGUCCCCCGCAAAUGCUCUGCUAGCAACAGAAUCAUUGGUGCUAAGGACCACGCCUCCAUCCAGAUCAACGUCGCUGAUGUUGACAAAGUCACUGGCAGGUUCAACGGUCAGUUCAAGACCUACGCCAUCUGUGGAGCCAUCCGUAGAAUGGGUGAGGCAGAUGACUCCAUUCUGAGGCUGGCAAAGGAGGAUGGCGUGGUAUCAAAGACCAUCUAAGUGAGAAGGUGAAUUCCUGGAGUGUCUUUGUAAAAUAAAAAAAAAGAAAUGUGAAA